This is a messenger RNA of Glycine soja, 2289 nucleotides long. RefSeq names its product fimbrin-5-like. The coding region runs from base 720 to 1379 and encodes 219 amino acids. Gene Ontology annotation, cellular component: actin filament bundle; cytoplasm; actin filament. The transcript has 8 exons. Gene Ontology annotation, biological process: actin filament bundle assembly; actin filament network formation. Lineage: Eukaryota; Viridiplantae; Streptophyta; Magnoliopsida; Fabales; Fabaceae. Gene Ontology annotation, molecular function: actin filament binding. The record is from RefSeq and is a predicted model, not a curated record.
UUCAAGAUUUUUCCAAAACCGUGUUUGUUUUACACUAUUCGAUUGAAUUUGGACACUAUUGAAAGGUUGUUCCUCUCCUUUCACUCACUUCACUCCUGUCUCCUCUUCCCGAUGUCUUCUCUCAUAUAGCGACUCUGCAAUGGUGAUUAUCUCCCAAUUUCAACGAAGAGGAGCAGAAACCCGCUCACUCUUCACCACCACAACCCCAAUCCUCUUCCUCUUCGUUCAGUGGUACUUUUGACAUGUCAAACCCUAUCACUUUUCUGGUGAGAGUCUUCGAGUUCGUCUCCGAACACAGUGACUUUUUGGAGACGAAGAGCACCGAAAAGGAGGUAGCAUCGCUGGUUUGCGCCGUUGAGAAGAAGAGGGAGUUUCUCAAGGUGGAGAGAGAAAAGGCUGAGAAGAAGAAGAGAGAGGACCUCAAGGCCUCGAAGGAGAGGGGAAAAUCCGACAAGAGGUUGAAGGAAGAGAAGAAAUCCAAAGCCGAAGACACCAACAAAGACAAAAGCACCUCCAGAGUUCCAAACAAAGUCCGGUCACCUUGGAUACCAAGGAUGGCAAUGAAAGGGCAAAUCUGGUUCUUGAUCACGCAGAGAGAAUGGGCUGCAAAAGAUACUUGACCCCAAGGGAUGUUGCAGAGGGUACUUUAAAUUUUGAAUCUUGCAUUUGUUGCACAAUUGUUUCAUCAUAGGAGUGGUCUAUCUACAGACACUAAAAAGAUGUCCUAUGCUGAGAUGAUGACGGAUGAUGUACAAACAUCUAGAGAAGAGAGAUGCUUCCAACUGUGGAUCAAUAGUCUUGGAAUUUCUACACAUGUAAAUAAUAUGUUUGAGGAUGUCAGAAAUGGAUGGAUACUUUUAGAAGUGGUAGACAACAUAUUUCCAAGAUCAGUUAACUGGAAACAUGCAACAAGACCUCCAAUUAGAAUGCCAUUCAGAAAAGUCGAGAACUGCAAUCAGGUCAUAAAAAUUGGUAAACAACUGAGAUUCUCACUAGUCAAUCUAGCUGGUAAUGACAUUGUGCAAGAAAAUAAGAAGCUCAUUCUUGCUUUAUUGUGGCAGCUCAUGCGAUUCACAAUGCUUCAACUGUUGAAAAUUUUGAGAUCUGAUUCCCAAGGAAAGGAGAUCACUGAUGCUGAUAUCCUGAAAUGGGUGAACAGAAAAGUGAAGAGCACUGGCAGAACUUCUCAAAUAGAGAGCUUCAAGGCCUGGACAGAGGCAUCAUCUAUUCCAAGAGCACUAGUUUCAAUUAUUUUAAGAUUGCCAAGACUUAAAUUUACGAUUGUAACCUUGGGAAAAGAUGGCUGCAUAAUGCUUGAGAAAUGUGUGGAUGAUGGUAAAAAUACUUUUCCCCCUCUUGUUUUAGCCUUAUCAAGUUAAAUUCAUAUGCAAAUGGAUAAAUAUUUUUUUUCUUUUUUACAUUUAAUAUCCUUAUAUAACCUAAGUAGCAAUUUAAUUUCUGGAAGCUGUUUUGUAUCAUUAACAAUGAGAAAGGAAGAUAGCACAGCCAUGCCAACUUGCAUAGCAUCGGUAAUAACCUAACAUUUAUUAUUAUAACUCUAGAGUAAGCUCUGAUUGUGCAAUAUCUCCUCUUAUUUCUUUUGUUUUAUUUUUGGUGUGGGAGUGGGAUGGAUGUUCUACCAUAUUUAUUACAGUAAUUCUUUGAUAUUAAUGACGAAUCAUUAAUUUUUUCUUACAGUAAUAUAGUUAAAUCAAAGUUAUUUAACUUGACUACGUACUGAGAAAUUAAUUUUAAAAAUGUUAAGUUAAUUGUCUGUUUCAGUUGAUGAUAUAGGCAUAUUGUAUGUCCUAUAGUUAACUUACACAUUAGUUAUAUAUCUCAUCAAAAUGUUUGCUGUCACCACACAUUUAACAAAAAAAACAAAUGUAAAGAAAAGGCUGAAAAUUGAAAGUUCUUCAUUUAACAAUAAAAGGCCGAAAAAGGUUAAAAUAAUAUUUGGAUAAAUACAUAGUGCUGCAAUAGUAAUGCUUCUCUAACAUCUAAAUCAGUGGCAAAUACAGAGAGGUAACUAAUAACAAAAUGAUAAACAAGGCACAGCAAAUAUUAACCAUAGAAAGAGUGAAGCUGAUCAGAGUUAAAUAUGAACAUACAAUAAUUAUAUGCACUAUCUUCUGCAUAUUUGCCAAUUGGAGCUGUCCUUGUAAGCCCAGAAAUUUCAGAAGUUAUACACAAUCAAAGCAACAAACUUGGUUCAUUUUCUCAUGGUUAUACUUACUCUGGACACCCUGCAGCCUGUGCCGUUGCAAUUGAAGCACUCAACAUCUAUAA